Molecule: messenger RNA, 1434 nt
Organism: Blumeria graminis f. sp. triticale
Lineage: Eukaryota; Fungi; Ascomycota; Leotiomycetes; Helotiales; Erysiphaceae
Source: the annotation of a GenBank genome assembly
AUGGGGAAUUACCAGGCAAAAUCUGAAGUUGAGCUCCUCAAAGUGACAACGAACGUCGUUGGAAUGGCUAAGCUUCUAGAAUGGCGUCACCUGGAGACGAUAGGCAAUAUCCGGAAAGGAUUUGUGUUUACACGGCAGAUGGUGAAAGACAGUCGACCGAAAGAGAAGUCAUUCACAACUCCAACCGUGUUUAUCGAGAAGCAAGUAAGUGUCCCAAAAAAGAGCACGAGCAAGACUACGGCACAGAAGCGGAAAAUCGAAUCAAAUCACACUAGAGGGAUCAAUGGUUCUGCUAGUAAAAGGGCCAAAAGUAGUAAAAAUGAAUCUGUAACCACGCGAAGUGUCCCUGUCGUUGAAAUACGCCCACAACCGACAAGAUCUGCGCCAGAACAGGAACUUUCUAACUCCGCCGAAGGUACGUCAGUUAUUCCUCAAAAGCCCCUACGACGUAGUAGUCGGAUUCACGAGCUGGGAUCCAACUUGUCUAUCGGAGGAAAACGAACGUUAUCUGAGGGCUCUGAGGUAUAUGACCGCGUCAAAAGACUACAAUUGGCAAGUAAUCAUGGAGGGGCUUCAACAGUUCAUGCGGGCUUGGCUGCAACAAGUCAUAGGAACGAUCAAAACCAACUUGGCAUGAAUGCUACACCGGACGUAUACAAUGCGGGAAUCACUGCUAGUGCUGAAACACCGGGCUUUAAGAUAAUAAAGGUCAAGCAUGCAGUAAUCCGCGACCGUCAGCAAGCUGCUGUCGCGAUAACACCGUUUGGACGUCCAAUUUACAAGUUCAAUUGCGGACUAGAACUUAUCAUUGGUCUACGUGAUGCUAUCAAGGCUCACAUGUCAUUACUGAACGACGCAAAGAUACUUCACAGAGAUAUCUCAGUGAACAAUAUCAUCUUCAUCGACCCUGGAGAAACGACAAUGUAUGGUGGUAGACUUAUUGAUCUGGAUCUUGCAACCUUGUUCAAGGAUGGCAAAGAACAAGGAAAUAAAGGAGUGAUAACGGGCACAACACAAUUCAUGGCAUUAGAGACUUUAAAAGGAAGUUGCUCGAGCAUUGGAGUGGUUGUUAGUCAUAAAUACCGUCAUGACUUAGAGUCAUUCUACUAUGUACUAGUAUGGAUUUGUAUACGAUGUGGUUGGGCAGACGACGACUCACCGUACGAGGGACUGUUGUCAACAUGGUAUACUGGAACUGCGGAACAAAUAUUUUCGGAAAAGGAAAAGCAUUUGCAAAAAUACUUUUUCAAAGAUCAACUUCUACCUAUGUUCUCACCAAUGUUUGAGGAUAUAAAGCCAUUGGUCUCGGAGUUUUGGAACAAAUUGUUUUACAAGAACAACGAAUUCAUUAUCGACAACAAUAUGGACGACAAAGAAUUGUACGAGCCGAUAAUCGAUGCGUUUGAUGAGACAACCCAAAUAAUGGAAAGGUAA